GGGCGGCUCCGGCUCCGUUCUCCAUUCAUCGGGAUCGCGGCUCCGCGGCCGCGGCAGGAUGGGUGCUCGGCUGCCCCUGCUCCUGCCCCUGCUCCCGCUGCUGCUGCUGGGCCGGGGGCCACCGGGGGCCCUGGGCAACCGGCACGCCGUGCACUGGAACAGCUCCAACCCGCACCUGCGGCGGGAGGGCUACACGGUGCAGGUGAACGUCAAUGACUACCUGGACAUCUACUGCCCGCACUACAACGCCUCAGUGCCCGAGCACCGGCUGGAGCAGUACGUGCUCUACAUGGUGAACGCGGAGGGGUACCGCACCUGCAACACCAGCCAGGGCUUCAAGCGCUGGGAGUGCAACCGGUCCCACGCGCCCCACAGCCCCAUCAAGUUCUCGGAGAAGUUCCAGCGGUACAGCGCCUUCUCGCUGGGCUACGAGUUCCGUGCUGGGCAGGAGUACUACUACAUCUCCACCCCGACGCACAACCACCGCCGCUCCUGCCUCAAGAUGAAGGUGUUCGUGUGCUGCUCCUCCACGUCGCACGCCGGGGAGAAGCCGGUGCCCACCCUGCCGCAGUUCACCCUGCGGCCCGAGGUGAAGAUCGAGGACCUGGACAACUUCAACCCGGAGAUGCCCAAGCUGGAGAAGAGCAUCAGCGGCACCAGCCCCAAGCGGGAACACUUGCCCUUGGCCGUGGCUGCCGCGCUCUUCCUCAUGUCGCUGCUGGCCUCCUAGCUCCCGGUGCGAACGGGGGCCCCCCAUCCUGCUGAGAGCCAGCAGGGACCCCCGGGACCCCCGUCCCCUCUGCACCACCACCCCCUGCCCACAGAGCCGCCCAUGGGGCAGGGGCCGAUCCCGUCUGGCACUUCCACCCUUCCCAAUGGAUGUGGCCACAUCUGCGGGGAUGCGGCUCGGUGCUGCACCGGCCACCGACACCAUCCUGCCGGUGCCCAGGGCUGGGGCCCCCGGGGCUGGGCAGCCUGUACAUACCUAUAUAGAGUCUAUACAUACUGUACAGAGAGCGACUAUAGAGAUAUAUCUACACUGUACCAUAGGCAGCGGUGCUGGCCCCGGGCUGGCUUGUACAUAGUCGAACGUGUUGGAUUUUCCUCGUCUUCCGUGAAGACCUGACCUAUGCAAACGCACAGACACUUUUUGGGGACAAAAGAAACCGAAACAGAACAAAAAAAAACAGUCUGAACCUUUUUUUUCAAGUGCUUUGGCUGGUGAUUUUCAUAUUCUGCUCUUAGUCUAUUACAAAACCUAAUAAAAGGAUAAAAAAACA
Melopsittacus undulatus (budgerigar) is the source of this 1280-nucleotide messenger RNA. RefSeq names its product ephrin-A3. NCBI's taxonomy places the organism in Eukaryota, Metazoa, Chordata, Aves, Psittaciformes, Psittaculidae. Gene Ontology annotation, cellular component: plasma membrane. The transcript has 5 exons. The coding region runs from base 59 to 730 and encodes 223 amino acids. Gene Ontology annotation, molecular function: ephrin receptor binding. Gene Ontology annotation, biological process: axon guidance; ephrin receptor signaling pathway. The record is from RefSeq and is a predicted model, not a curated record.